AUAUAUAUAUAUAUAUAUAUAUAUAUAUAUAUAUGUGAUAUUAUAUUCAUAUAUAUAUAUAUAUAUGUAUUGGAAGCGAUGAAUAUGAAUCAACAAAACGCGAGUGACCUAGAGCUAGAUCUCAAGUUGAAUUUUUUGCCACCAUUGACACAACUGGAUUCGUCUUCUUCCUCGGCCGAGAGCUCAUCAUCGUCGUAUGGAUUAUCGGAGGCUGAGGAAGACGGCCGAAAGGCCAAAUCAAUGGUGGUGGUGGGUUGCCCUAAUUGCAUGAUGUACAUCAUCAUGUCAUUAGAAGGCAAACCAAGAUGUCCAAGGUGCAACAACAAAGUGUUAAUUGAUUUUGUUGGAGAAAACAAUGUCCAGAAGAACAUGAUCAAGAAGAGAUCGAAGAACGUUUAAACCCUAACUUGGUUUUUUAUCUCUUUUUGUUUUUAACACAGUAUGUAUAUUGUCCAUGGAUUUAUGUUUUAAAUCAUUUUCCAUCAUAUGCAAACAUGCAUUGGUAUCGUUUAGCUAUAUUUUGUUGACUAUGUAUAACGAAAUACCCAAAAUUAGAUGUCCAUUUGGAAUUA
Messenger RNA from Tarenaya hassleriana, 572 nucleotides. RefSeq lists its product as uncharacterized. The record is from RefSeq and is a predicted model, not a curated record. NCBI's taxonomy places the organism in Eukaryota, Viridiplantae, Streptophyta, Magnoliopsida, Brassicales, Cleomaceae. Bases 79 to 399 code for a protein of 106 amino acids. The transcript has a single exon.